Messenger RNA from Cladophialophora yegresii CBS 114405, 1008 nucleotides. RefSeq lists its product as uncharacterized. NCBI's taxonomy places the organism in Eukaryota, Fungi, Ascomycota, Eurotiomycetes, Chaetothyriales, Herpotrichiellaceae. The transcript has a single exon. Gene Ontology annotation, biological process: spindle assembly. Gene Ontology annotation, cellular component: HAUS complex; cytosol. The record is from RefSeq and is a predicted model, not a curated record. Bases 1 to 1008 code for a protein of 335 amino acids.
AUGGAAGCCUCCCCAUCAAAAGCACGCGCUCAGGCCGUUGAGUCGCACUCCUGGUCAAUCGUCCUUUCGUGGCUCUCAAACCUGUGCCACCCGUCCCCAGUCCCGGCGUUCGAGCGAAAUGCCACUACACUGAAAGCCUUCCAAUCUCUCAUGGCCGAGAACAUUGCAGCAGACCGGCUCCAGGAACUACUCUUCGACGCCAAAUUUGAGGAACUGGCCAUCUCAGAACGUGACCGAAUGCAGCGAGCGAGUGGUCAAGGUCAAGAGGCAACAGGAGACAACGCGAGUUCGCUUCUUUCCUCACUCGAAAAUUCACUCUCAGACGCCGGAAAGGACUCAUUGAAGUCUCUAGCCCGCUCAGCAGGCCUGCUUGGCUGCUGUCCGCCAUCGUCGUUAUCAUCGCCCUCCCAAUCCGCGAGCAUAAUCGACAGUUUACCCGCCCGGAUCGUCGAUCUCUCGCGCCAAACAUUCCGCCUGGAAGACCACAUCUCAUCCAUCGAAACUCUCAUAUCCACCCUGCAAACCCAAACCACCACGACACUGCACCGCGUGUCCACCAUCCGCGAAAGAGCGGCGCAGCUGUCCAACCCAGAAGAUACAGCGGGGUCACGCCCAUCUACACCGCCUCACGCGUCGGGCAUCGGCAUCGGCAUCGGCUCGGCGACGACGACGGCGGACUACUCGCAUCUCCACGCCCAGACUCUCCAGCACCAGCGCGAGACCAAACAACUGCAGCUGAAGUCGGCGGAGUACAAGGCCCGCAUCGCCGUCCUGGACAGCCAGCUCGCAACCGUUGGAGAACGGGCCAGACAGAGCACGGCUGCUUUGGUUGCGAAACAACAAGUCCUGGAUGACAAAAGGGCCCAAAUCACGGCCUUGGAGCGCCGGUUUCGGGAGUUUCGUGGUCUGCCCCCGGAUGUCGAUGCCUCGAGGGGUGAAGUCAACAGGCUGCAGGCGGAAUUGGAGGCGCUGAAGAGGCGGAGGGACGAGCUGUUCGAGCGCAUCUAG